CCAGGGGUCGCACUUCUGCCAGUUUCUCUCUGCGGAACCAUCGAGCAGCAACAGCUCCUCAGAACGGGGGGGGGAGUGGAUAGAGUGUGACACACUCCACCAAAAGUAAUGUGAACAGAAGCGGUGUGAGGGGGUAAACCAAGAUGGCCACCCGCCGUGUUCCACUAGUCUUGCUAGCCUGCGGCUCCUUUAAUCCCAUCACCAACCAGCACAUGAGGCUGUUUGAGCUGGCGAGAGACCACAUGCACAGCACAGGCCAGUACCAGGUGGUGGGUGGCAUCGUGUCUCCAGUGAGUGACGGUUAUGGAAAGCAAGGCCUGGUACUGGCUAAGCACCGAAUCGCUAUGGCAAAGCUGGCGCUCCAGAGCUCCAACUGGGUCACGGUUGAUGAAUGGGAGAGCCGGCAGCCAGACUGGACGGAGACUGUGGUCACCAUGAGGUAUCAUUAUGGGCGUAUUCUGAAGGAGUAUGAACAGAGCAGAGGAACGCACAACGACUCCAAUGGAAACCACACUGAACUCUCAAGCCCCGGUCCCCAGUUGAAGCUCCUGUGUGGAGCUGAUUUCCUCGACACUUUCAAGAUCCCUGGCCUGUGGCUGGACGACCACGUGGAGGAGGUGGCCGGACGUUUCGGCCUCGUCUGCGUCAGCCGAGGAGGGCUCGAGCCCGAGCGAGCCGUGCACGCGUCGGAAACGCUCUCGCGCCACCGUCAGAACAUUUCCCUCGUGAGGGAAUGGGUGAGGAAUGAGACGAGCGCCACCGAGGUCCGCCGGGCUCUGAGAUGGGAUCUGAGUGUGAAAUACCUGAUCCCAGACUCUGUGAUAGAAUAUAUUCACCAGCACAACCUCUACACGGAGGACAGCGAGAGGAGAAAUGAGGGCACGGUGCUGAGGCCGCUCGCCAAACAGAGCCUGGAUGACUGAUAGGUGGACCGCUGCAGCGUUGAGCUGAACAUGGGCCCUCGAAGUGUGACUUCACUCACAGAUCAGUGCUUCUCUUCAGAGACUGGAGGCUCUGUUGACUUCCACUGGACUGCAGCGUGAUAGAGGUCCGCACAACCUGCAAAGAAACACACGUCGGCCUAAAUGUGUUUUCCAGGCAUCACUUGUUUUCAGUGCCGCGGUGUCUUUUUAAUCAUACGCAUGGAGUGUUGCAAAUACUGAGCCUCAUCUUUGUGCCACAAUGUCAAUGGACGUUUGUUUGCUAAAAGUUUCCAUCCUUUGUAGUUUUACACAUUUCACAUCACUGCAGAGGAAUAAAAUCCUGUAUAUUUGA
Messenger RNA from Sebastes umbrosus (honeycomb rockfish), 1275 nucleotides. RefSeq names its product nicotinamide nucleotide adenylyltransferase 3 (gene nmnat3). Gene Ontology annotation, molecular function: nicotinate-nucleotide adenylyltransferase activity; nicotinamide-nucleotide adenylyltransferase activity. The transcript is spliced from 5 exons. The record is from RefSeq and is a predicted model, not a curated record. Gene Ontology annotation, biological process: NAD+ biosynthetic process. NCBI's taxonomy places the organism in Eukaryota, Metazoa, Chordata, Actinopteri, Perciformes, Sebastidae. Gene Ontology annotation, cellular component: mitochondrion. The coding region runs from base 144 to 923 and encodes 259 amino acids.